Messenger RNA from Trichoderma virens Gv29-8, 840 nucleotides. RefSeq lists its product as uncharacterized. The coding region runs from base 1 to 840 and encodes 279 amino acids. The record is from RefSeq and is a predicted model, not a curated record. Lineage: Eukaryota; Fungi; Ascomycota; Sordariomycetes; Hypocreales; Hypocreaceae. The transcript is spliced from 2 exons.
AUGUCCGGCUUUGAGAUCGCCGGAAUUGUUCUUCGCUCUUUCCCUAUCGCCAUCAACGCUCUGGAAGCACAUACCAAAAUCGCGCAUCGGCUCGGCCUCUUUUACAAAAUAAGGCUUGAAUACAAGAAAUGGCGUGAAGAUUUGGAGUUUCACAAAUUGACGUUUACAACAAAUUUGAGGAAGCUUCUACUUCCCCUAGUAGCUGAUGAACAAAAGAUUAAAGAACUUCUGCUAUCACCUGGAGGCGACUGUUGGAACGAGGAACGCAUCGCCGAACUUUUGCAGAAGCGACUUCAAGAGUCCUAUGGAGUGCUUGCAAUCGAUUCCGAGUGGACGCAAAGACUACUUGAUAAUUUUGUAAGCGAGUUUAAUACACGUAAAUACAACAGAGGAAUUAAUCAGCACCAUCAGGAGCAAAAUACAACUGGCCCAGAUACAUUUCGAUCAUUUGUUGCCAAAAAGGGGCUUCAAUUUCUGAUUUACAUCUUCAAGCUGACCAAAAAUGACUCCAUUCGAAAAAGACUCUUCAAUGAAGUCAAUGAAUGCAACGGCAAGCUAGAGGCGCUACUCAAAGCUAGUAAUAAAGACGCACGUUUGGUGAAUGAUAGAAAACCAAAACAUCAGUCAGAAGAUAUGGAUAUAGCUAUAUGCGAUUUUUGGAAAAAGGCCAAAAAUGUCUUUCAAGCGCUAGCUUCUGCCUGGGUCUGUCAAUGUCAGCAGCACGGAGCAAAAUUGCUACUUCAACAUCGAACAGAAGCGAAGGCCGAACUUGAUAUCAUAGUAACAGGCUUCAACCUAUCCGAUUUGGUAGUUUCACAAGAUCAGGGUUUCGGAAAGUGA